AUGCGGCAGCUUGACCUCCAGGUGUGGGGCACGAGAGAGCCAGAGGGACAAAGCAUCCGCAGCAGCGUGGACAUCCCUGCCCGGAGCCCCAGGACUGACCAGGUCGUGGGGGCAGCCUGGACGCGGCAGCUCCUGAGCCCUGCUGGGGCUCACGGGCAGGGGGGCGGGGGCACAGAGGCUCCAAGGACGAGCAUCGGCUGCCCGGCGUGUUGCUGCGGCCGCUGGACCACACUGGCUGGACAGACCCUGCAGACAACCACCGAAGGGCUUCCCCCCGCCCCCCAACAGGAGCCAGAGCACCGGGCCGUCCUGAGCACCGUUCUGGUGCUCUGA
Rangifer tarandus platyrhynchus (Svalbard reindeer) is the source of this 333-nucleotide messenger RNA. The record is from the annotation of a GenBank genome assembly. NCBI's taxonomy places the organism in Eukaryota, Metazoa, Chordata, Mammalia, Artiodactyla, Cervidae.